Messenger RNA from Drosophila serrata, 2442 nucleotides. RefSeq names its product homeobox proposcipedia (gene pb). Gene Ontology annotation, molecular function: RNA polymerase II cis-regulatory region sequence-specific DNA binding; DNA-binding transcription factor activity, RNA polymerase II-specific. The record is from RefSeq and is a predicted model, not a curated record. Gene Ontology annotation, cellular component: nucleus. Gene Ontology annotation, biological process: regulation of transcription by RNA polymerase II. Lineage: Eukaryota; Metazoa; Arthropoda; Insecta; Diptera; Drosophilidae.
AUGCAAGAAGUCUGCAGCACCCUGGACACGACCCCAAUGGGCACGCAGAUCAAAUCGGAAUCACCGCUCAAUCCUCUACAGGUGCAAACCGGACAGACCUCGCUCCCAGUGGGUGGUGGAUGUGGCGGAGUCGGUGGACCCGUCGGAGUGGGUGUCGGACAGCCUGGUGUCGGUCAGCAGGGAGCACCACCGGUGCCGGCGGUGAUGCUGGUCAACAAGAUGGCUCCGAACUGUGAUAAACGGGCUGCGGAUACGGCCUACUGGAUGGCAGCCUCCGAGGGUGGAUUCAUCAACUCGCAGCCAUCGAUGGCCGAGUUCCUCAAUCACCUGAGUCCGGAGAGUCCCAAAAUCGGGACACCUGUUGGUGCUGGCGCCAUCGGAGGAGGUGUGGGCGUCAAUGUUAAUGUCAAUGUUGGCGGGGUCGGCGUCGGAUAUCCGGUCGGCGUUGUCCCUCAAACGCCGGAUGGCAUGGACUCGGUGCCGGAGUAUCCCUGGAUGAAGGAGAAGAAGACAUCCCGCAAGAGCAGCAAUAACAACAAUCAGGGUGAUAACUCCAUAACUGAAUUCGUUCCAGAAAACGGCCUGCCCCGACGACUACGCACCGCGUACACCAACACCCAGCUGCUGGAGCUGGAGAAGGAAUUCCAUUUCAAUAAAUAUUUAUGCCGCCCAAGGAGAAUCGAAAUAGCUGCCAGCCUGGACCUGACCGAGCGACAGGUAAAGGUUUGGUUCCAAAACCGCCGCAUGAAGCACAAGAGGCAAACGCUCUCGAAGACCGACGAUGAGGACAACAAGGAUAGCCUCAAAGGUGACGAUGAUCAGUCCGAUAGCAACUCCAAUUCGAAGAAAUCGUGUCAAGGCUGCGAACUGCCCUCCGAUGAUAUCCCCGAUUCCACGUCCAAUUCCCGCGGACACAACAAUAACACGCCGAGCGCCACCAAUAAUAAUCCGAGUGCUGGAAGUCUAACGCCUAACUCAUCCCUGGAGACGGGCAUCUCCUCGAACCUGCUGGGCAGCACCACCGUAUCCGCCUCGAAUGUGAUCAGCGCCGACUCCAGUGUGGCAUCUAGUGUCAGCUUGGACGAGGACAUUGAGGGUAGCUCCAUCAAGGUGAAGAAGAAAGACGAUGGACAGGUGAGUCAUCAAAAGGAGGCGGUGUCCACCUCUUCGAAGGCCUCUCCCUUUGGCUAUGAGAACUCCACGCCCAGCAGUCUGGUCAGCUUUCGGCGAGACUCGGAUGCAGCCGUUGUUGUGGGAGGAGGAGGUAGUGCACCCAUUAGCAAAGCGAGCGCCAAGAAACGUUUCCAGAGCGGUGCCAAUGCCAUUGCCACGCCCACUCCGCUAACUGAUAGCAACGGGGGAAAUGGGGGUGGUGGUGGCCCAGCCGGUGGUUAUUUCCCCGGUUACUAUCCUAGUCCCAAACAUCAGCAGCAGCAGAUGCAGCAGCAGCAGCAACAACAACAGCAGCAACUGCACCCUCAACAGCAGCAGCAGCCACAGGACUAUUACUGCAAAUACGAUAUUGAAUUCGCCGCAUCACCACACCACAAUACCCACAAGCAGCAGGCGCUCCACGGCGAGUAUCUGAGUCCCAAACCAACCGCAACCAGUUUCCACCAAAAUAGUCAACAACAACAACAACAGCACGAACAGCAGUUCUACUACAACUACAAUGACACCAACGGCGGCAGUGCGUACUUGAACCACCAGCAGCAGCAACACCACCAGCAACAGGCACACCACCAUGUGGCUGACUUUGAAGCGCCCCCUGUUAACGGGCCGAGCAACUUUAACAACGGCUCGUAUUACGACAAUAUGAGUUUUCAACAGCAGGCGCAGGCGCACCAGCACCAAGCGGUGGUGUUCCAACAACAACAACAGCAUCAGCAACACCAACAGGCGGCGAUUAACCACCAGCAUAUGCAUCAACUGGGCGCCGGAGAGACAUAUAGUGCCCUGGGCCUGCAAAUGGAAAAUUGCGAGGGCUACAACAGUUUCGGGGGCGGCGGAAGCGGGUCUGGCUACUACGAGGCGGGUCAACAACCCCCGGGUCCGGCCACCCACUCGCACGGCCACCAUCCGCACCACCACGUGCAGGUCCAGGCGCAGGCGCACGCCCACAUCCAUGCCCACCACAAUCCAGCGGCAGCAGCCCAAGCAGCUGUGGGAGUUCCGGGUUCGGUGGGAGUAGGAGUUGGAGUUGGAGUUGGAGUUGGGGUUGGAGUUGGGGUGGGACCACCUCCGCCGCCGCCAUCGCACAUCCACGGAUUCGCUCUGAACGGAGUAGGGCCUGGUGGCCAGGGUCAGGGCUUUAGCAAUAAUGGAGCCAACGCUGCAGGAGCUGCGAUCGGUGGACUGGAGAACUCGAACAGCUCGUCGGACUUCAACUUCCUGAGCAACCUGGCCAACGACUUUGCUCCGGAGUACUACCAACUCAGUUAG